AUGGAUCCCAGUAUCCAACCCAAUGGAGUCUCAGCUCCGAAGCCGGUGCUGUUCUUUGAUAUUGAUAACUGUUUAUACCCGCGGAGCUCAAGGGUACAGGACCAUAUGGCGCAACUCAUCGACGAAUACUUCGCAAAGCAUUUGUCACUCUCCUGGGAGGACGCAGUGAAACUGCACAAGGAAUAUUAUACGAACUAUGGCCUAGCUAUUGAAGGCUUGGUGAGACACCAUCAAAUCGAUCCUCUGGAGUACAACUCAAAGGUCGACGACGCCCUUCCCCUUGAGGACAUUCUGCAGUACAACCCUGAAUUGCGCGAGUUGCUUGAGGACGUCGACAAGAGCAAAUGCACCAUGUGGCUUCUUACCAACGCCUAUGUCAAUCACGCUAAGCGUGUUGUUAAACUACUCCGGAUCGACGACCUCUUUGAUGGACUGACCUUUUGCGAUUACGGAGCUCAGCCGUUGGUCUGCAAGCCUGCCAAGGAGAUGUACCUCAGAGCCAUGAAGGAGGCUGGUGUAGAAAAGAUGGAGGACUGCUACUUUGUUGACGACUCGUACUUGAACUGUCAAAAGGCCACAGAGUACGGCUGGAAUGUGGCGCACCUGGUGGAGGAGGGACUGCCCGUGCCGAGGACGCAGGCAUCCAAGCACCAGAUCCGACACCUUAGAGAGCUGCGAGAGGCAUUCCCUCAAUUCUUCAAGUCAAAGAACGUCUAA
This is a messenger RNA of Colletotrichum siamense, 717 nucleotides long. RefSeq lists its product as uncharacterized. The transcript is spliced from 4 exons. The record is from RefSeq and is a predicted model, not a curated record. NCBI's taxonomy places the organism in Eukaryota, Fungi, Ascomycota, Sordariomycetes, Glomerellales, Glomerellaceae. Gene Ontology annotation, molecular function: nucleotidase activity. Gene Ontology annotation, biological process: pyrimidine nucleobase metabolic process; nucleotide catabolic process. Bases 1 to 717 code for a protein of 238 amino acids.